Molecule: messenger RNA, 213 nt
Organism: Aspergillus chevalieri
Lineage: Eukaryota; Fungi; Ascomycota; Eurotiomycetes; Eurotiales; Aspergillaceae
Exons: 1
Coding region: 1-213 (70 amino acids)
Source: RefSeq, a predicted model, not a curated record
AUGGCCAUCACAAAAUGUGAGGCUCCCAAGGUCAAGCGUGGCAGCGAGAUGGUUCCGACAGCCACGCGCUCUAGCAUCCUCACCAUCAACAGCCAAGACAAGGCCAUCACCGGUGUCGUUAUCGAUCCACAAUCUAAGGCCGUCACGCCUAGUAACGAGCCGAUGAUUCCUAUCGAAACUAUGUUUAGAAGAUCCCGACUGGGCACAGGGUGA